AUGAAUUCUGUAACGGACAAAGAGAAAAGCAGUACCAAAGUGGAAGAAGAGGUGGUGGUUGGAGGAGAAGAAUAUGACGCAAAAGUUAAGCUUUGUGAAGAUGAACUAUCAGAGUUUCUAAAAUUCCAUACUCAAGAUAACAAUGAUUUGAACACUUGUGAAAACAAUGUCUUUGCAUCUAACUCAGUUCUAAAGAGGAAGAAAACCCCCGAAGACGACCUUCCUCUUAAUAUGUUGAUGGAUAUUUUCCUCCGAGAUGAACCAAAGUUCCAAAUGUUUCUUCCGAAACGGUUUGUCAACAUGUUACAGAAUGAGGAUCUACGCAGCAUAGAACCUGGCUCUCUCUAUUUGGUGUCUCAUGGAGUCACAUGGCAAGAAGCAAGUGACAACUGCCAAGCUAAGGGACACAAACUAGCUGUUGUAUUCAAUCAAGAACAGCAGAAAAAGUUUGAAGAAGCCGUUAAUAGAUAUGCAAUAAGUUUGGGCUCUCGCAUCGUGGAACUGUGGAUUGGUUUAAAAUCUGAAGACAAAAAGUUUAAGUGGAUGGAUGGAACUGAGCUGGAGCUGCCUGAUUGGUUGCCUGGAGAGCCUAACCUUGUGGGAAGAAGGGACUUCUCUGAGGUCUGUGUGGAAGCCGUACCAGAAGAGAGCAACCGACCUCUUUGGCCCGGCGGCAAACCGUAUCAGUGGAACGACGGCUGGAACUGCUUUGAGACGAAGCGGUAUUUCUGCGAAGAAGAAAUCCCCAAUCGUUAUUAA
Molecule: messenger RNA, 759 nt
Organism: Macrosteles quadrilineatus (aster leafhopper)
Lineage: Eukaryota; Metazoa; Arthropoda; Insecta; Hemiptera; Cicadellidae
Product: asialoglycoprotein receptor 1-like
Exons: 4
Coding region: 1-759 (252 amino acids)
Molecular function (GO): signaling receptor activity
Source: RefSeq, a predicted model, not a curated record